Molecule: messenger RNA, 2334 nt
Organism: Sporothrix brasiliensis 5110
Lineage: Eukaryota; Fungi; Ascomycota; Sordariomycetes; Ophiostomatales; Ophiostomataceae
Exons: 5
Coding region: 1-2334 (777 amino acids)
Biological process (GO): proteolysis
Molecular function (GO): serine-type endopeptidase activity
Source: RefSeq, a predicted model, not a curated record
AUGACGCGUAAAGCGAACAAAUUCACACCAGAGGUGCUCCUCUCUGCUCCGCGGCGCUCUGCCGGCGCGCCCAAUGCGAAUGGUUCCAAAGUCCUCUACACUGUCUCGACGUACUCCUUCGAGGACCACCGCAAGACGUCCCAGAUUCGUGUUCUGGAUAUCGAGUCAGGUGGUUCCACUCUUCUGUACGAGGACGCUAACUACAGCGAACCCGUUUGGAUUGACGAGGAUGCUUUCUUCUUCCUGAAGACCGGCGACAAGGGUGUAACCUCGCUUCUCCUUGGCCGUGCGUCCCGGCCCGCUGCCGAACCUAUCGAGAUUCACAACUUUGGUCACUCUCUUUCCAAUCUCCAGAUCCUGAAGCUCAAGGAUAGCACCAUCGCCAUUGCCCUGACCGGCCUGGCCACGCCUUCCGGCGACCCAUAUACACCAGAGCUCGCCGAAAGCAAGGAAAAGCAGUCACAUAGCUCUGCGCGAGUUUACACCAAGCUCUUUGUGCGUCAUUGGGACGUGUAUGUCACCGCAGAGACGUCAACCAUCUGGUACGGCCUCAUUGAAAACUAUGGAAGUGCCGCUCCCGGCUCCGACUCGUACGCGCUGUCUGGCGGCCAACUGACCAACCUCCUCCGUGAUACCGGCCUGGAGUCGCCCGUCCCGACGUUUGGCGGCACGGGAGACUUUGCCCUCGGCCCUAACGGUAUUGCGUUCGUUUCGCGCGACCCAGACCACAACGAUGCACUCACCACUAUCACCAACCUCUACUAUGUGCCUCUGAACACGUACGCCGCGGUUGCAACGCCGCCACCAAAGCCGCUUCUUGUCAAGACCGGAAACCUUCAGGGCUACAGUGGUAGGCCUACUUUCUCACCAGAUGGCAGCAAGAUCGCCUUCACCCGCAUGCAGAGCAAGCAAUAUGAGAGCGACAAGAGUCGGCUUCUCCUCCUCUCCGACGUGGAUACUUUCGCGUCAGAAUACGGAACGUCCGGCAAUGACAGCGACGUGACUGAAUUCUACGCCACUGAUGACGGUAAAGGUGGCUGGGAUGCUCGCCCUGAAAGUAUUCUCUGGAACGGCGACGGCUCCGAGCUCUUUGUCACGGCCGAACACAAAGCUCGCAACGCGCUUUUCCGCUUGCCUUCUUCUCCUUCGGCCGCAGCCACUUUUGGCCUCCCACACAUCUUCAUAGGUGGUCAUGAGUUCGUGUCGGCUGAUGAUACCGAUCUCCAGACACGCAUUCGUCUAGGAGACCCUCGUGCCGAAGCAUUCCAACCACUCCGCGGCCACGGCAGCGUGGUCGAUGUGCACCGACUGGGGACGAGUCGGUCGAAACUCUUCGUGACGAUGAGCUCGCAGGUUGAUAACUCUCUCUACACCAUUGUCGAUCCUGGACUGCUGCCAAACUACCCUUUCCCGUCAAAAGCCGAACGCUACACCAUGGACGUUGUCUCGUCGCAGUCUCGCCACGGGUCGACCUUUGGCCUGUCUCGCAACCAACUCGGCGAAAUCUGGUUCCAGGGUGCUGGUGACUACAAGAUUCACGCUCUCGUAGUUCGGCCAUCCAAUUUCUACGCUGAGGAGAACAAGGGCAAGAAGUGGCCGCUCGCACUUCUCAUUCACGGUGGGCCCCAGGGCGCGUGGGCCGAUAGCUGGAGCACCCGUUGGAACCCGGCCGUGUUUGCGGAGCAGGGCUACAUUGUCGUGACGCCCAACCCAACGGGCAGCACCAGUUACGGUAUGUCCCUGCAGGACGGCAUCCAGAACAACUGGGGUGGCCGUCCGUACGAGGACAUUGUCAAGUGUGUCGACUAUGUGGAGCAGAAUCUUCCGUACGUCGAUAUGUCCCGGGCUGUUGCGGCCGGCGCGUCCUACGGUGGCUACAUGAUCAACUGGAUCCAAGGCAAGCCUCUGGGCCGCCGCUUUAAGGCCCUUGUCUGCCACGACGGUGUCUUCAGCACGCUCAACCAGUAUUCGUCUGAGGAGCUGUACUUCCCGCUGCACGAUUUUGGCGGUACACUCUGGGAAAACCGUGCCGGCUACGAGAAAUGGGAUCCCGCAAAGAAUACCGGCGAAUGGGCCACGCCAAUGUUGGUCAUCCACAACGAACUCGAUUAUCGACUGCCCGUCACCGAGGGCUUGUCCAUGUUCAACGUGUUGCAGAGCCGCGGCAUUCCCAGUCGCCUCCUUAGCUUCCCUGAUGAAAACCACUGGGUGUUGAAACCUGAGAACUCGCUUGUAUGGCACAACGAGGUCCUUGGCUGGAUCAACAAGUACACCCAGCCGGACCAGGAUGAUGUGAUCCAGUUGGCGGAAGAGGCCGCCCAGGUUCGAAUCUAG